AUGUCCAUCUUGCUACUGGAUAACGAGGAGAAUAAUGCAAGCAAAAUACUCGAGAGAAACGGCUUGAUAGAUGAAGGAGACAUAGGAAAAGACCUCCUUGCGGACGAAUUAAGGAAAUCAAUCCAGGAAACCACAGCCGACAUGCCUUUAGGAAAAGCACUUCAUUUAUUGCUCAAUGUCCAUCGCCAAGUAUUUGACAAGGCCGUCUCUUCUAUACAAAAGAGUUCGACAACAGCAGAGAUAGCCAUCAAGGUUGCAGAAUCUCCAACUAUCAAGGCUCUCUUAUCCAUCCAGAAUCACAUAUCAAAAGACCCUCCAGCAUUGUUCAAACAAAUCUAUGAUUCACUCAAAGACAAGUUUCUCAAGAAGCAGCCAGAUGAAGCAGCUAUGCGUGUAGUCAGCUAUUUCACAUUGGACUCGAGCACUUGCAAGGUUCAGGCACAGCAAGUGUUGAUAGAUAAACUGAAAUCAGCGGAUAAGAAGGACCAGCUAGCAGUAGUAGUGCUGCUUCAAUUUCUCAUGAAGCACUACAGCGAUUCUAUGAGCAGAGUGGCAUCAGUAUUCUUCACUUCUGUAGUACAACUAAUCGAAAUGCGAUCAAGCCAACCUACACUCUUGCCUUGUUCGGCCUGUGAACUGGCAUUGCAGUGCACCCAGAUAGCAUUGACAACCUCACCAGACGCAUCGACAAGCGAGACAUCCAGCGCCAAGAUCAUGGAAGUGGAAGAGAUCGAGUUCAUAGAUGCAUCAGAGGAUAUUUGGCAAGGGUUGGAUAAAAUACUACAAGUACUGGAAAGGUGGCAAAAAUCAAAAAGCAGCAUUGAACCAGCAGCUUACAAGGAGCUCCAUAAAAUGAUACACGACAAAAAUACAGCAGCAUGGAAAGCUCUUGUCAAAUACAUCACACCGAAAAGCAUUUUAUCAGACAAACCAUUGGCUUUGAAGAAGCAGAGACAGAUCUUGUCGGAUGCAGAGAUUAGCAGCAGCACACAACUGUUGAUCUUAGCAUUGCUACAGAAAGGACAGUGGAUUGAAGUCUAUGGAGACAAAAGGAGCGCUGUUGUGACAUCAAUCGAGCAAGACGACAUCAAGUCCAUCGUCCAGGAAAAGUUCGAGUCAUCGAUGCAACUAGAGUACCUUGUGCCACAGCUUGCGAUGACUUUACCUUGCCUAUUCUCCUAUUCAAAGAUUACCGACAAUCAGAUGAUACAGAGUAUCAUAGACCAAACAAUGAAUUCCUCGGAUGAAACGCUUAGUAGACUGACACCCAUGCUGAUGAACCAGCCAGAACCAUCCAUUUGCUACCUUUUGAUGCACAUUGUGCAACAAAAUACUCACUCCCAGUUUGCGUACGGCAUGUUGACUCACCUUAUAUACAGGCAAACAGAUCAGACAGUUGCUAUACUACAAGAUAACCUGCUUUCUCUAGUCAAGCAGAGCAACCAAGCGUGCGAAUUGCUUAUCAAAUGCAUGGAAUUUGCAGAUCUGCCUGUGCUGAUUCGAAAGUUGAUGAAAAUGUCCAUUGUGGAAGACGAGAGAGAAAAGAUGACAUGCAUUGCACUCAUUUCCAAAGCACUUUUGCAAGAACGUUGGGCGAGUAGCAGCAUACUGAAUUACAUUGAGAUGGUCCGGGAUUUUAAGCUUCACAGAGGGUUCACAGCGCCAAAUUCGACUGUACAUCUACAGGGACCACAGGACAUUGCCUCAUUGAAUUGGACAGCAGCUAAAGGGAGUGAGGUAUUUGAGCCUGACCAAGUACAAACUAUCAGUAUAUCACUUUUGUUACCUCUACAGCUUUGGAGUACGCGUGUGAGUGAGCACAGUUUUGGAUCAGCACUACGACAGCUUGUGCAGUAUUGCUGUGGUAUACCAAAGGAUGGUACGUGGAUUGAAGCAUGGAAGCAGCUCUCUUUUGCGUUUGUCAAAAAUCAUCAGCUUGUAUGGAAUGUUGUUGAGGAAUGCACCCAUAAUCUCACAUCACAGAUCAGCAUCACUCAGGACGUGGUCAGUGACAUAUCUAUGCAGACCAUGGGCUGGAAGGAGAAUAUCGUGUUUUUGAGAUUAAGCCCUAUGUUGAUAUUGCAAACCAUACCCAAAGAAGCAUUUGAUGUACUUUUACUGCCCAACAGCUAUGUAAAUCUGAUUGCACACAAACUAGAAAAGAUUGGCGUCGGUCGAGAUAUAAUCAAGACAAGCCAGCAGCAAGAUGCGCAUACACCUGUUUGUAUCCAGUUGAUGGAUGAGUUAUUGCAAAGGUCAUUCGAGGAAGAUCAGUUGAAUCAGAACAUACAAAAUCCAGUGGAUUUUAGUAUAAGUUUAUUAGUGAAACUGUUCUGUGUGUAG
Mucor velutinosus is the source of this 2343-nucleotide messenger RNA. RefSeq lists its product as uncharacterized. Bases 1 to 2343 code for a protein of 780 amino acids. NCBI's taxonomy places the organism in Eukaryota, Fungi, Mucoromycota, Mucoromycetes, Mucorales, Mucoraceae. The record is from RefSeq and is a predicted model, not a curated record. The transcript has 6 exons.